This is a messenger RNA of Struthio camelus australis, 1198 nucleotides long. Lineage: Eukaryota; Metazoa; Chordata; Aves; Struthioniformes; Struthionidae. The record is from RefSeq and is a predicted model, not a curated record.
AAGGGAGUAAAGGACUGCAUAGAAAUCAUAAUACAGGAUUGUGUCAGGUGUUGCACUGGAGGCUAGUGGUUGUUUCUUAGACGACUUUUAACACUAUAGAGUAGUGGGCCCAUAUUCUUGCCCUAUCAGACUGGGACCUUUUACGAUCUAGUUUUCGUUCCCCUAGCAUGUCAAAAAUACUGAAAUGUGCUGGAAACGAAGACAUAAUAACACUCAGAGCAGAAGACAAUGCAGACACACUGGCUCUAGUGUUUGAAGCACCAAAUCAGGAAAAAGUGUCUGACUAUGAGAUGAAGCUAAUGGAUCUGGAUGUGGAGCAACUUGGAAUUCCAGAGCAAGAAUACAGUUGUGUAGUGAAGAUGCCUUCUGCUGAGUUUGCACGCAUCUGCAGAGAUCUCAGCCACAUUGGAGAUGCAGUUGUCAUCUCUUGUGCCAAAGAUGGUGUGAAGUUUUCAGCUAAUGGAGAGCUAGGAAAUGGGAACAUCAAACUGUCACAGACCAGUAAUGUGGAUAAAGAGGAAGAAGCUGUUACAAUAGAGAUGAAUGAGCCUGUCCAAUUAACCUUUGCUUUGAGGUAUUUGAACUUUUUUACCAAAGCCACUCCACUGUCACCUACAGUCACACUCAGCAUGUCUGCAGAUGUUCCUCUUGUUGUGGAGUACAAGAUUGCUGACAUGGGACACUUAAAAUACUAUCUGGCUCCAAAGAUUGAAGAUCAACAAGAAGGUUCUUAAUUGGGCUGGGAGAUCUGCUCAGCUCUUUGGAGAAGACAACUGACUUUGUGAAGGAAAUUGUCCGCACAGUUCAGCAGUUUCAGUACAUUGGACCGUCAAAUGAGCACUGUUAGGCGUGUUUUGUAGAUACUUUUGUAAAUAUUUUUCAGCUUACUGUUUUGCUAUACUGGUGUCAUUCAAAAUAGGAAUUUUUGCUCUUCUAGAUUAUUCCUGUUCCUCCAAUAGUCUUUAUAUGCUGUCUUUACUUAAAGUCUUCUACUCCUUUUGAUUUGUGUUAGAGAAGGAGUGCAAUAUUUAACUUGAGUAAAUAUGAUGUUGCCUAGUUUUACCUGUGAACUGUAGUUCACUAGGGUUACUGUUUAAUGAUGCCAGGAGUUCAUUCAACCUUUCUUUAUAUGUUUAUUUUUGAAGCGGUAUUCUAACUGAAAUGUGGAAAAUGGAAAUAAACAUGAUUUGACCUUUUU